Olea europaea var. sylvestris is the source of this 1264-nucleotide messenger RNA. RefSeq lists its product as uncharacterized. The record is from RefSeq and is a predicted model, not a curated record. The transcript has a single exon. Bases 150 to 1058 code for a protein of 302 amino acids. NCBI's taxonomy places the organism in Eukaryota, Viridiplantae, Streptophyta, Magnoliopsida, Lamiales, Oleaceae.
CCCAACCCUCUCCUCUCCUCUCCUCUUCCACUUGGAAAUUUUCCUCUCCCAUUAUCACGAUUCUUCAACGCACAAUCCCAACCAAUCCAAAACAAACGAGCAUAAUACAAUUUUAGCCGUAUAAUUGAAGAAGCUUAGGAGAAAGAUUGAUGAAUAUGGAAAUCCCAGACAUGAAAUUGAUAAGUGAUUUUGAAUGCCUGCAGAACCCAACUUUGAUUUCACGUUUGUUUUCACUUUCCGGACCUCGAGUUUUCAGUUUUUGGAAAUGGGGUGCUGUGAUUUUUCUACUUUUUGCAACUCUUAGAAGCUUAAUCAAGAGAAUCAAACUCAUUUUUGUCCAUUUCUGUUCACUCAUCAAGCCUUCUCCUCACCCUUUCAGUGAAGAUUUUGAGUUUAGCGAAGGCGAUGAUUGUUCCUCGAUUUCAUCGGAAGAAGAAGAGGAGAAAAAUAUUCAAACUACUUCGAUAUCAGAUCAACGUAAAAUUGAUGGAGAUUUUUGUGUAAAGGGGCGGCAAAUUGGUAAUUUGAGGCAACGGACGCGGCGGAGCAGCGGCGAUGAAAGGUUUGCGUGGUCCGAAUUUACUUGCGGUAAACAUGUUGUAAAGCUUUGGGAUAGUUUAGAUUUUGGUUUGAAUUUGGCUGAAGAUAAUGAUAAUAAUAACUGUAAAAGCGUUGUUUCGUUAUGGGAUUUUGAUCAUGAAGAGAAAAAAGGCAAUUCUUUUGGCCGAAGGUGGAAUAUUCCGGCACUGGCGAUGGAAUCUCCGGAGGUGGUUUUGACUGCGGAAGGUAAUGAAAAGAGGGACGACGUCGUUCUGGGUGGUUAUGACAAGAGAAUGCCACGUGGGAUUCCGGCUAUAUAUGCUGAAUGGGGCCCAACGAACUCCACCGCAGCUGCGGCGGCUGCUGUCUCCACUGGCGGAGUUGAAAAGGUUUAUGUCCGAAACGGCGUUACUGGGGGUUUAACUGUUGGUGACAUAAGGAAAUUGAAGACUCCGAUUGAGAAUGUGACGGAAUCUGGCGGCGAGACAUGGUGGGAAGCUGACGCCGUUAUUGUGUAGGACGAGUUGUACUGAGCUGUCGUCCAAGAAACCCCGUGGUUCCGUAUGUUGACCCUUGAGUUAACGUGUUCCAUUUGGAAAACGUAAACUCAUCUAUUCAAAAUUGUACAAAGCUUCUUGGAAAGAGACCGUUGUCUGUCUGUAAAUGCUUUUAUGUUAAUUUAUGAAAUCGAUAAUUAUUGAUCAAAUUUAUUUUAUUUUAGAUA